AUGGCUAUUGACAAUCUGAUCGACUCGGUGUCUUUAUACGUGCCCCGUCCUGUCGCAUUUCAUGGAGCCAUCUUUCCGUUUGUUGUUCUCUACAUCUUGUGGUCGUCUGCUUGUUAUUUCACCGACAAUCUACUCGAUUUCUUUUUCGCUGGUAUUUUUGCCAUCGGUGUCGGCCAAAUAUUGUGUUCACUAAGCUGUUAUUGGUCGGUAUCGUUUAGAUGUCUAUUAUCGUGUCGACGUGUCACUUCCCCAAAGGGAGCUUCCGUGGUCAAAGUAUUACCUACUCCAAAUAAUGGAUUCACCGAAUUAGUGAUGUUAAAUACAUUCCAAGACCAAGACCUGAAAACCGUUACAUGGUUCAGGUACCAAGAAAUUAAAUAUAUAUGGAAUGAUGACAAGAAAUGUUUUCAUUCUUUAGAAUUUCCAAUUGCUAAUACAAUAGAACAAUAUGGGAAUUGUAAAGGCUACAAUAGCGAUGAACAAUUAUCUAGAGCUGUACAAUUGUAUGGUCGAAAUCGCCUUAAUAUACAAUUACCUAAGUUUAAUGAUUUGUUUAUUGAAAGGGCAACAGCUCCUUUUUUUGUAUUUCAAGUAUUUUGUAUUGCUUUGUGGUGCUUUGAUAAGUAUUGGUACUAUUCCAUAUUUACCUUAGCGAUGUUGGUACUAUUUGAAUGUACCUUAGUCAAGCAACAGUUACGUAACAUGGAAGAAAUCAGGAAUAUGGGUAAUAAACCAAUUCAUUUGCAUGUGUUUCGAAAUAAAAAAUGGCAGUCGUUGUUAAGUGAUGAACUUACGCCUGGCGAUAUUGUAUCUAUUACAAGAACCAAUAACGACCAAACUGUUCCUUGUGAUUUAUUACUCUUAAGAGGUUCAUGUAUCGUUGAUGAAAGUUUACUCACUGGCGAAUCUAUUCCGCAGAUGAAAGAAUCUAUUGAAAAUAUUGCCGAUCAUACAAGAAAUUUAGAUUUUGAAUCUGAUAAGAAAUUACAUAUUUUAUUUAGUGGUACAAAAGUAGUUCAACAUACUUCUCCUAUGAAAGCAACAUCAAGCGUGCGUGCCCCUCCAGACAAUGGCUGUAUUGCUUAUGUGUUACGAACCGGUUUUAACACAUCGCAAGGUAAUCUACUACAGACAAUAUUGUUUGGUGUCAAGCAUGUCACUGCAAAUAAUAUGGAAACAUUGGCAUUUAUUUUAUUUUUGUUAAUUUUUGCAAUUGCUGCAGCUUAUUAUUUGUGGAUUAAAGGCACUGAGGAUCCAAAUAGAAGUCGUUAUAAAUUAUUCCUUGAAUGUACCCUUAUUCUCACUUCUGUUAUACCUCCAGAACUACCUGUUGAAUUAUCAUUGGCUGUAAAUUCAUCAAUUUUGUCCUUAUCCAAACUUGGAAUAUAUUGUACUGAACCAUUUAGAAUUCCGUUUGCUGGAAAAGUAGAAAUAUGCUGUUUUGAUAAAACUGGCACGUUAACCAAAGAUGCUUUAAUUGUUGAAGGUAUAGCUGGUGUUGAAAAAGAUAUGAUUCCAAUGAUCGAAGCCCCUGAACAUACUAUUCAAGUUUUAGCAUCUUGUCACUCAUUGGUCCAACUGGAGGAUACAUUAGUAGGGGAUCCUGUUGAAAAAGCCUCUUUGAACGCAAUAAAUUGGAUUUUGACCAAAAAUGAUUUUAUUGUACCAAAGAAAUCAAAGAUAUCGCCGUUGAAAAUAUUAAAUAGAUUUUAUUUUUCUUCGUCUUUAAAGAGAAUGUCUGUUUUAGCAUCUUAUAAAUGUGCGAAGACAACAAAUAAAAUAAUACAUAUAGCAAGUGUCAAGGGUGCCCCUGAAGUGCUGAGGUCAAUGUUACUAAAUAUUCCUAAUAAUUAUGAUAGUACAUAUCUUGAACUAGCUGGUCGAGGAGCUAGAGUAUUAGCACUCGCUAGAAAAGAAAUGACUGCCAUUCCAAAUGAUUUAAAAAAUUUAAAGAGAGAAGACUUGGAAUGUGAUUUAAAUUUUGUUGGGUUUGUAGUAGUUUCAUGUCCAUUGAAACAAGAUUCAGAGAAUGUUAUUAAAGAACUUUUGAACUCAUCCCAUAUGGUAACUAUGAUAACUGGAGAUAAUGCAUUGACUGCAUGUUAUGUAGCUAAUGAAUUAAAUUUCACACGAUCUUCAAGUCGAAUCAUUUUGACACUUUCAGAAACCAACAACAUGUGGUGUUGGAUAAGUGAUAGUUACAAAAUUCAAGUCGCAUUAAAUGGAAGUAUUAAAGAAUUAGUUGAUUCGUAUGAUUUAUGUUUGACGGGAGAUGGAUUAGCUUUCCUAAAUCAAAAUCACAAGGAUGUAUUAAAAAAAAUUUUACCACAUGUCUGUGUGUUUGCUAGAGUGGCUCCCAAAGAGAAAGAAUUUAUAAUAGUAACUUUAAAAGAAUUAGGUUAUUCCACGUUGAUGUGUGGAGAUGGUACUAACGAUGUUGGCGCCUUAAAACAUGCACAUGUUGGUAUCGCUAUACUUGCUAGAGGAAAAGAAAAGUUUAAAUUAAAGAAAGAUAUGUUUGCCAAUAAAUCAAGAAGACAAGGAGAAAAUGUUGGUGAUCAUAUGAAAAGACUAAUGAAAGAAAUAGAUGAAGAAUCUGUGACCGUGGUGAAGUCAGGGGACGCUAGUAUUGCUGCUCCUUUUACAAGUAAAUUUUCAUCUGUAACUUGUGUUUGUCAUGUGAUUAAACAAGGUCGUUGUACAUUGGUUACUACACUUCAGAUGUUUAAAAUAUUAGCGCUUAAUGCUCUUAUUGCUGCUUAUAGUCAGUCUGUACUUUAUGUUAAGGGUAUAAAAUUUAGUGAUUCUCAAGCUACACUGCAGGGAUUGUUGUUAGCAGCUUCAUUUUUAUUUAUUUCGCGGUCUAAACCUUUAAAAGUUUUAUCCAAGCAGAGGCCACUGCCAAAUAUAUUCAACAUAUAUACAAUUUCGACUGUAUUACUACAAUUUAUUAUACACUUUUGUAGUUUAGUGUUCUUAGUCCAAGAAGCUGGUAUUUAUGCGGAAAAUGAUCCUGUGAAUACUACUCUGCCGUUUUCCAAUGAAAGUUUAUUAUCCAAUAGUACAGAUUUGGAUUCGGUAGAUUCAGAUGUAGACGAAUUUAAACCAAAUGUGGUGAACAGCGCAGUAUUUAUUAUUUCCAUGGCAUUGCAAAUUUCUACCUUUUCAGUCAAUUAUCGAGGAAGGCCGUUCAUGGAAAAUUUAAUAGAAAACAAGCCAUUGUUAUACAGUACACUUGGGACAAUUAUGGUAAUAUUGUUUUUAAGUAUGGGUACUUUGCAAGGACUUAAUGAGCAAUUUGAAAUUGUUCAAUUUCCCUAUGAAUUUCGAGUUAUUUUAAUAAGUGUACUUAUUUUAGAUUACUUUGGUUCUUAUAUAAUGGACCGAUUAUGUUUGUGGCUUUUCGGUGAAGGGAAAUUUAAAAAAGUGCCUGUGUAA
Molecule: messenger RNA, 3438 nt
Organism: Macrosiphum euphorbiae (potato aphid)
Lineage: Eukaryota; Metazoa; Arthropoda; Insecta; Hemiptera; Aphididae
Source: the annotation of a GenBank genome assembly